Suricata suricatta (meerkat) is the source of this 1683-nucleotide messenger RNA. RefSeq names its product potassium channel tetramerization domain containing 13 (gene KCTD13). The transcript has 6 exons. The coding region runs from base 155 to 1144 and encodes 329 amino acids. NCBI's taxonomy places the organism in Eukaryota, Metazoa, Chordata, Mammalia, Carnivora, Herpestidae. Gene Ontology annotation, cellular component: Cul3-RING ubiquitin ligase complex. The record is from RefSeq and is a predicted model, not a curated record. Gene Ontology annotation, biological process: negative regulation of Rho protein signal transduction; protein ubiquitination; proteasome-mediated ubiquitin-dependent protein catabolic process. Gene Ontology annotation, molecular function: ubiquitin-protein transferase activity; protein binding.
GUGAUGGAGCUGAAGGCCAGUGCCGCGGAGUAGCGGAGGCGAGAGGGUGUGCGGGCUGGACGGUGUGGCCCGAGGGCUUGGGCCUCGGGGUACUUGGGCGCCGCCGGAGGGUGCGGAGAGAGCCUAGGAUAGCCGUCCGCCACCACGCUCCGGCAUGUCGGCCGAGGCCUCGGGCCCGGAGGCGGCCGAGGCCCCGUCUCUGGAAGCGCCUAAGCCCUCGGGUCUCGAGCCUGGCUCCGCCGCCUACGGUCUGAAGCCGCUGACCCCGAACAGCAAGUACGUGAAGCUGAACGUGGGGGGCUCGCUGCACUACACCACGCUGCGCACCCUCACCGGACAGGACACCCUGCUCAAGACCAUGUUCAGCGGCCGCGCAGAGGUGCUCACCGAUGCGGGAGGUUGGGUGCUGAUUGACCGGAGCGGCCGCCACUUUGGUACAAUCCUCAACUACCUGCGGGACGGGUCCGUGCCACUGCCCGAGAGCACCAGAGAGCUGGGGGAGCUGCUCGGCGAAGCGCGCUACUACCUGGUGCAGGGCCUGGUUGAGGACUGCCAGCUCGCACUGCAGCAAAAAAGGGAGAACCUGUCCCCGCUGUGCCUCAUCCCCACGGUGACCUCUCCCCGGGAGGAGCAGCAGCUCCUGGCCAGCACCUCCAAGCCCGUGGUGAAGCUCCUGCACAACCGCAGUAACAACAAGUACUCCUACACCAGCACUUCAGAUGACAACCUACUUAAGAACAUCGAGCUGUUUGACAAACUGGCCCUGCGCUUCCACGGGCGGCUGCUUUUCCUCAAGGAUGUACUGGGGGACGAGAUCUGCUGCUGGUCCUUCUACGGGCAGGGCCGCAAAAUCGCCGAGGUGUGCUGCACCUCCAUUGUCUAUGCGACGGAAAAGAAGCAGACCAAGGUGGAAUUCCCAGAGGCCCGGAUCUUUGAGGAGACCUUGAACAUCCUGAUCUACGAGACUCCCCGGGGCCCAGACCCAGCCCUCUUGGAGGCCACAGGGGGUGCAGCUGGAGGUGGUGGGGCAGGCCGAGGGGAGGAUGAGGAGAACCGAGAGCACCGUGUCCGCAGGAUCCAUGUCCGGCGCCACAUUACCCACGACGAGCGUCCUCAUGGCCAACAGAUUGUCUUCAAGGACUGAUCUUUGACCUUUCUCCCUGUUUUCCUCUUGCCACUGGAACCCAGUUCCUCUCUCUUUCCCUCCCUUUCCCAUACCUUUGCCCCGGCUUUGCUGGCCAAGUCGUGGGCCCUCCUGUCCCUUCAUUGCAUGGUACAGUUCACUGUAGCCCUUUUCCAUUCAUUCCCGCCUCACUGCUAACAGCAGCCCCCUCCCUAGGUCAGAGCCCUUCAGAAGGCCUGCAUUUGUUCCCUUAUCCCAUUCUUGUCCUGCUCUUCCCUCACCAGCUGGUUUAGAGUGAUUUAGAACUCUCUCUCUCUCUCUCUCUCAGCACAUUGUACAUGCCAAAGUGUCAAGCCAGCCUUUCCUGCCAUCCACCAUGUUCUGAGCCACCUCUCCACUGUUGUGCAGGGUAGUUUCCCUCCCUCCUCCUUCCCCCACCAGCCCCCCACCUCCUUAACUUUGUACUAGGCUGGACUGGGCUUGCACCAGCUCAGCCAUCUUCUCAAUCUGUUUCAUAUUAUUUAUUUUAAUUUUCUAUUAAAUUAUUGGAAUAAAGUUGA